AAACAUUCGACGCCGUCCGUUGUCGAGCGUCAGCGCUCAACAUGGCGCAGUCGUUCCCUUAUACGUACUAUUCAUGUCCAUGUUAUGAUGCAAGCGGUGCGAUUCCUACGUCUAUAGCCGCAAAACGAGCUUCACAGCUCUCCGCUGGCUCUGCACAAGACGAUGACGAAGAUGAGCAAACGUUCGACCCGCAGUCUUCGCGCGCCAACUACUCAUUGUUCCCGAUAGAACACCUCCUCUAUUGUGCCGAUUGCAAACAAAUACGAUGCCCAAGAUGCGUCACAGAGGAGGUACUAUGUUGGUUUUGCCCGAGCUGCCAGCUUGAAGCAGGAAGCUCGGCUGUCAGGGGUGAUGGGAAUAGGUGCCAGAGAAAUUGUCUCAAUUGUCCUGUCUGCAUUGCACCAAUGCAAGUAUCCUCACUCAAACCAUCGGUCCCCAAUUAUCAGCUUUCCGAUGAGGAGGCUAGAGGGUCCGACGGACCGUGGAUUCUACAGUGUCUGUACUGUCAGUGGACUUCUCUUGAUAUUGGAGUCCAUUUCGAAAAGAUCAGUGGGAUUGCAAAGCAGUUGCUGGACAUCAAGAAUGGCGGGGAAUUAGUACCACCACAAAGAGAAAGAGACAAAGACCGCAAGCUGAAGAUUGAUCUCCUUGACAAAAGAAGGCAUCCAGAUGACUAUAGGCCGGAAGAACGACCGAAAGCAGACGAAGGAAAGCAUCUCCAAGCGGACGAUGCGGCCCCUACUGAACCUGUGGAUUUCGACGAGCAAUACGCAAACCUCCUUGCAUUCUAUCGUUCGCAGCUUUCUCGCGAGAAAUCAUCCAAUGACCAUAGUCGGCAUUCGAAGUACUUGAGCCGAUUGCUUUCGGCGACUGGUCGCGCCAGGUCAAAUGACACAAAAGCACGGACUAUGACUGAAGCUCGCAAUGUGGACGAAGGUCUGACACUCGUCUCCUCUAAAUUUGAAGCCCUCAAAAUACAACGAAUGAAAGAAGGAGGUUGGGAAAACACUGUCGAUGCUACUCAACGCCUCCGUCAAAUUAAUCCCACUGUUCGGUUCUCCUCCGAACUACGUCCUUUGCCAACCCACUUACGGACGAAGCGAACCAAACGCUGCCGACAAUGUCGACAAAUCCUAUCACGACCAGAGAACAAGGUCGUCUCACAUCGCUACAAGAUCAAGUUGCUAGCGCUCAACCAAAUCCCACGUCUCUCCAUUCGAGCGCUCGCCGCGCCGCCUUUGCCCUUUCCUGGUGCAAGUCUUGCGCCUGGUAUCACACCAUUCAAGUACGACAGUCUAAGUCCAUUUUCGACAACUCAGUAUCUCCUGACCCUCACAAAUCCUCUCUUCGAUCCCAUAAAAGUGACGCUCGCCACGCCAUCCAUGACCUCAGGACGCAUACAGUCGAAGAUAACAGUCCUCUGCCCCCAAUUUGACGUUGGCGCAAACACAGAUGUCUGGGACGAAGCACUAGGUAGCGGCUCGGCGCGCCGCGGCGAUGCUGUGGCACCAGGAGGCCCCGGUGCGCAAGCGCAGGCUGAAGCCGGCAAGGUGUGGGACAAAGGCCGCAAUUGGACGAGUGUGAUUCUGGAGGUCGUACCAGGGCGUUUUGUUCCGAAGGACGAUAAGACUUCUGCGCCCGAACAGGAUGGUGGAGUUGAUGACGAUGAGGAUUACUUGCGAAGCAAAGGCUUGCGAGAAGACGAGGAUGUGCUUGAGAUACCCAUAUUUGUGCGCAUCGAGUAUGAAACGGAGUCCACGGCGGUGGAAGAUCGAGAGAGGGGGACUGCCCUGAGUGCGUCACUAGGCAAUGCGCGGGGAGAUUCGCGUGGAGAUGCAGGAAAGGGAAAGGAAAGGAGAGAGGAAGCGUUCUGGUGUGUGUUGGGUGUUGGAAGGAUUGCUUUGGGUUGAACAAGUAUAUCAAUGGCUAGAGCAAACGAGCUACCAAUCGAUAUGAGAGAGCUCUAGUUUCUCCUCUGCCAUUGAGCUAUGUCUCAUCUUCUUGUGACCCUGUCUAGAAGCUGCUCUGAAGCUGCAGAACGACCUAUAGUUCUCAGCAUGGGCCUAGAUUCUCACCUUCUCGUCGCUAGGACUGGUCACCAACUGAACUACAUGUGUUUGGCUGGUUUGGGCGACUUGUGAGAAGAUCAAGUCGCCUGUGUGACUACCGAAGCGUCAGUCUGACCCAUAGCCUUUGAUGCAGCCAGGAUUACCAAUAGCAUCACAUACAAAGCACAU
Messenger RNA from Pseudovirgaria hyperparasitica, 2237 nucleotides. Its product is annotated as dynactin Arp1 p62 subunit RO2. The record is from RefSeq and is a predicted model, not a curated record. Gene Ontology annotation, cellular component: dynactin complex. Bases 42 to 1910 code for a protein of 622 amino acids. Lineage: Eukaryota; Fungi; Ascomycota; Dothideomycetes; Acrospermales; Acrospermaceae. The transcript has 2 exons.